Molecule: messenger RNA, 2445 nt
Organism: Neoarius graeffei (lesser salmon catfish)
Lineage: Eukaryota; Metazoa; Chordata; Actinopteri; Siluriformes; Ariidae
Product: cytolytic toxin-alpha-like
Exons: 7
Coding region: 1-2445 (814 amino acids)
Molecular function (GO): protein binding; carbohydrate binding
Source: RefSeq, a predicted model, not a curated record
AUGGAGUCCAAAACCAUUGAGAUGGCAGCUCUAGGAAGAGCUCUGCAUCCUGGCACACUGUAUGACUGCCGCAGCGAUGCUUUAAUUCCAGGUAUUUCUCUAUGGGAUAAUGAAACACUAAAGAAGGGUUUGGAUUCACGUCGACAGCCCAAGACAGAUCUGAAUUUCAGUGCUUCCGAUUCUCUGAAUGAGAAAGCAAAACUCCUAGAAGUGAGUGCCUCCCUUCAAGCUAGUUUCCUGGGUGGUUUAGUGGAAGUUGGAGGCGCAGCCAGGUACAUGCGCGAUAACAAAUCCUCAGCACAUCAGAGCCGAGUUUCUCUGCAGUUCAGCCAGACAACAAAAUUCGAACAACUUACUAUGGACCAGAUGGGCAAUAUCAAAUAUCCUGAAGUGUUUGUGGAUGGAAGCGCUACACAUGUUGUUACUGCUGUACUGUAUGGAGGUCAAGCUUUCAUGGUGUUCGAUCUAACAGCCAAUGAGAAUGAGGAUAAAGAAGAAAUCGAGGGAAAUCUAAAUGUAAUGAUCCAAAACAUACCUUCACUUUCCAUUGAGGGAGCAGGAGCUCUAACCAUGAGUGAAUCAGAAAAGAAAUUAGCGGAGUCUAUCAAUUGUACAUUUUAUGGUGACUAUGAACUUGAAGAGAGCCCCACCACAUACAUGGAGGCCCUCGAGCUGUACAGGAAGCUUCCGUCUAUCCUGAGGGAGAGGGAGAAUGACGCAGUACCAAUGAAGGUUUGGCUUUAUCCCCUUGCAUAUUUGAGUACAAAAGCAGCUACACUGGAGAGAGAAAUUCACAAGACACUGAUCACUAAAACAGAAACUCUAUUGGAGGAACUGGGAAACGCAGAGAUUCAAUGUAAUGACCUGAUUACAAACACAACAGUAAGUAAUUUCCAGGAUGUGAAACUAAGACUGAAGACGUUUCAGGAUUGUCUAAAAGACUACAAGGCGAUGUUCCUAAAAGCACUGCGUAGGCUGAUUCCUGCUAUUCGGGGUGGAACGGAACAGGAACAGGCACUAGCAGACAUCAUAACCAUCCAUGAGAAGUCUCCCUUUAGAGAGGAGAAGCUGAACCAGUGGCUUGAGUACAGAAAGGGUGAAGUAAAUCUGCUUAAUCUCUAUAUUCAGCAACUGAGUGGUGUCCCUGUGAUAAAAUACUCGGCCCUCAACAACAUUCUCUUUAAUCCCAGUGUCGAUACUGUGGUGUGCUUCUGCUUUACCUCUCUGACAGAUGAAGACCCAUAUUUGUCAAUUCUAAAUACCUUUAUGAAUGUGGAUGUGUUUGAAAAACUGUCAGCAAUUCCAGAGUCAGCUGACCAAGACAUGAAGGUCUGGUUCCAGAAACCUGAAGUAAUUGAGAAUAUAAAAGAUAAGCUUUUUCUCUUCAAAGGUUUUUCCCUGGCUAAUAAAGAUGAGAAAAAAAGCAGGUUUGUCAUCGUCUCUGUCUCCGACCCCUCCAAUCCUGGAAUCUCCAUCCGCCUUUACAAGAAAGGGACAAUGGUGGACAACGCAUUUCAACCCGUGUCCAAACCUCCUGCACCCAAGGUGGACGUCCAGGAUAUAAAUAUAACCUUGAAGCUGCAGAAGUCCCCGACUGGAUCAACAGUGCGGUUCAGAGUGGAAUACAGGGCAGUACGUGCCACUGAUUCAGAAACUGAUGUGGAAAAAUGGGAAGUCACAGAGACUCCAGAUGCACAGGAAAACUUUAUACUGACUGGACUUGAGCUAGCAAAGCAAUACAGGAUUCGGUACAGAGCUAUUAGUGAUGUUGGAGCGAGUGAAGCCAGCGACUCUGUCCUGUUCUCUGCUCAUGGAAAAUAUAAAGUAUCCGUGAGCAAGCCGUGGGAAAUUCCAUAUCAGGCUGAAAUCUCUAGUGGGAUGAAAGCAGGAAGAGCUUUUCACUUCAAAGGGGUUCUUCCUGAAGAUUCAUACAGGACUGGAGCUUAUAUGCUUUUGGGAGGCAAAAAAGCUCUGCUCCCUCACAUUGGGAACUUUCGAAAAACCAGUCAGAUGGGUCAGAACCCAUCUGCAAACCUAUUUGAAAUAAAUUACAAGACUGGGCCAAAUGAUGGUGAUGACAUCGCUUUCCAGUUUAGGCCUGAGCUAAAGGCUGUGGUUUGUAACAGUUGCAAGAAUGGAAAGUGGGAGGAUAAAGAAUCAAAAGAGGAGGCGCUGUUUGCCGAAGGAGAAAUCUUUGACAUCAUCAUGAUUAUUACCCAAAAUGCAUAUGAGGUUACUGUCAAUGGCCGUGAGUUCUGUAAAUUUGAACAUCGUAUACCAGUGGACAAAGUGUCCACACUUCAAAUACGUGGAGAUGUCCUCAUGAACACCUGUGCCAUUAUACAUGCCAGAGACUUCUUGGCUCAGCCACUCGACUCAGCUGAGCAGCGCCGAGGCGUCCAUAUUGCCAAACCCGACAGGUCGAAGUUCAUCCAAGUAAUGUGA